GUAAGAAAUGGAGGGAAUUUAUCACUGCCCUGCAAACUACGUGCCCUUGUCACCGAUAAGUUUCCUAGAGAGAGCUGCUACGGUUUAUGGAGAUAAAGUUUCCAUUGUGUAUGGCAGUAAUGUGAGGUUUUCAUGGAAAGAUACAUUUGACAGAUGUGUCAAGGUUGCUUCUGCGUUAGUUCAGUUGAAGAUUUGCCCAGGUGAUAUUGUGGUAGCUUUGGCCCCUAAUGUUCCGGCACUUUAUGAAUUACAUUUUGGUGUUCCGAUGGCUGGGGCAGUUAUUUCUGCGCUUAACACCAGGUUAGAUGCAUCCACAUUGGCUUUGGCAUUAGAACAACUGGAGGCCAAACUCAUUUUUGUGGAUUACCAGUUCACUGAUGCUGUGCUUAAGGCACUGGACCUCCUCUCUCAGAAAAAAGUCAACCCACCCCACCUUGUGGUAAUCCCCGAGUGUGACAAAUCUUCUUCAAUGGACCACAAACACAUUGCCAGUGACCUGGAUUACAAUUGUCUUCUUGAAAUGGGGAGAGAUGAUUUUAGGAUAAUCCGACCGAACAACGAAUGUGAUCCGAUUUCAGUUAAUUACACUUCAGGUUCAACUGGAAAACCUAAAGGAGUGAUAUACAGUCACAGAGCUGCCUAUCUCAACUCCUUGGCUGAGAUAUUCAGAUUUGACAUGAGACAAAUGCCAGUGUUUCUAUGGACAGUGGACAUGUUUCGAUGCAAUGGAUGGUGCCUUACUUGGGCAAUGGCUGCCAUUGGUGGUACCAAUAUCUGCCUCAGAAAUGUCUCGGCAGAAAUCAUAUUCGAUGCCGUAUCUCUUCACAAGGUAACUCACUUCUGCGGCCCACCAGCUAUUUUGAACACCAUUGCAAAUGCACCAGCCAGAGCUAUUAGUUCCCAAAGUCCAUUUCCAUGCGGUGUUAAUGUUGUUGUGGCCGGAUCAUUGCCAAAUUCAGAGAUUCUGACCAAGGUUGAAGGUUUGGGAUUUAAUGUGUAUCAUGGUUACGGCAUGACAGAAGCUCUUGGUCCAGCAACUAUGAGGCCAUGGAAAUCUGAAUCGGAUUCUACGUUCGAAAUUGAACAAGAAGAAAUCAGGAGGCGAGAAGGACUCCACAACCUUUUACUUGAAGGGGUUGAUGUAAAGGAUCCAAAGACCAUGGAAAGCGUACCGAAUGAUGGGAAAACCAUUGGUGAAGUGAUGUUUAGAGGCAACAUUUUGAUGUCAGGGUACCUGAAAAGUACAGAAAUUACUCAAGAAACCUUAAAGGGUGGAUGGUUUCAUACAGGAGACCUUGGAGUAAGGCAUCCGAAUGGUUACUUACAAAUGAAGGACCGAGCUAAGGAUAUUAUCAUCUCAGGGGGGGAGGCUAUAAGCACAUUAGAGGUGGAAGCAGUAUUGUUAAGUCAUCCAAAGGUUUCAGAGGCUGCCGUUGUUGGACAGCCUGAUGCUCUUUUGAAUGAGGUGCCAUGUGCAUUUGUGAAAUUGAAGGAAGGUUUUGGUGCUAGUGCUGAAGAGAUUAUUGAGUUCUGUGAUGAUCAAUUGCCAGACCUUAUGAUUCCAAGAACUAUAGUGUUUGGGGAAUUACCAGUCAAUUUCUCUGGAAAAGUGCAAAAAUUCGCUAUGAGGGAGAUGGUCAAUGCCAACACCAGCCUUGCCAAUUGUUGAAGGUUCUAUGGCAUGCCCUCUUUCCUCUAUUCACAGUUAUCAUGGUUCGACUUACUUCUCUUGGAUUGUGC
This is a messenger RNA of Populus euphratica (Euphrates poplar), 1740 nucleotides long. Its product is annotated as probable acyl-activating enzyme 1, peroxisomal. The record is from RefSeq and is a predicted model, not a curated record. The transcript has 4 exons. NCBI's taxonomy places the organism in Eukaryota, Viridiplantae, Streptophyta, Magnoliopsida, Malpighiales, Salicaceae. Bases 8 to 1669 code for a protein of 553 amino acids.